AUGCCAGAGCUCCAAGAUGCAUUUGGCCUCCUCGUCGACACCUUCAAUGAAUACGCUAUACUAGAAGGAGACAAUACCACUUUGACCAAGACAGAACUUGUUUUGCUGCUCAACACUGAGUUUCGUGAUGCAAAAGGCAACGCUGAAGUGGAAGAUUUGUUCAGCCAGCUGGCCGCCGACCGUGAUGCUGUUGUUACUUUCAAGGAGUUUCUCACUAUUGUAGAAGACGUCCAUCUGAUAUAUACCAACAAGUCAAACCUCUCACAAGGAAUGGCACUCCUCAAGGACAACUUCGAGAAGUACGCUCGAUACGAAGGAGAGUCAGACACUUUGACCAGGAGAGACCUUUGUGUCAUACUCUACAAAGAGUUUCCUGACGCACCCAGAGGCACAGCUGCAUUGGACAGUCUGAUGAGCAAACUGGAUACCGACGAUGAUGGUGUUGUUUCUUUCGAGGAGUUUCUCACUGUUGUAGUAGACUUCUACGCGAUGGUCAGUAACAAAGAAUAAAUCCUUUGGC
This is a messenger RNA of Sebastes umbrosus (honeycomb rockfish), 520 nucleotides long. RefSeq names its product probable calcium-binding protein CML21. Gene Ontology annotation, molecular function: calcium ion binding. NCBI's taxonomy places the organism in Eukaryota, Metazoa, Chordata, Actinopteri, Perciformes, Sebastidae. The record is from RefSeq and is a predicted model, not a curated record. The transcript is spliced from 4 exons. The coding region runs from base 1 to 510 and encodes 169 amino acids.